Scheffersomyces amazonensis is the source of this 1914-nucleotide messenger RNA. RefSeq lists its product as uncharacterized. Bases 128 to 1624 code for a protein of 498 amino acids. Gene Ontology annotation, molecular function: small GTPase binding. The transcript has a single exon. Lineage: Eukaryota; Fungi; Ascomycota; Pichiomycetes; Serinales; Debaryomycetaceae. The record is from RefSeq and is a predicted model, not a curated record. Gene Ontology annotation, cellular component: Golgi apparatus. Gene Ontology annotation, biological process: endoplasmic reticulum to Golgi vesicle-mediated transport; Golgi organization.
UAUAUAUUCUAAAAUUGGAGGUCGAAAGAAAAAAACUUAAACUGCGCUGUUAAUAGUGAUAAUAAUAGUAGACUUGCGAUUGAAAGCACAUAUUGAAGAUACUCGAAUGAUCUUAAGGUAAAGAGAUAUGGCGAAGAAUAAGAAGAAGCAAUCUGUAAAUAAGCCCAAGGCUUCUGCGGAGCCGGCAAAGUCCGUAGAUUCCACCGCUAGUUCAGAUCUCAUUGACGAUACUGAAACGAUAGCGGAUACCCAUAGCACGUCGAACGAUGUAGUAGAAGUAGAAGAAGGAGGAGAAGCAGAAGGAGAAGAGGAUCAGAAGGAAAAAGAAAUUCAAAGUAUACCACAAGAUGAAGAGGCACACGAAGAGCCUAUAAAAUCCAAUGGGUCCUCAGUGAAAAAUGGUAAUGAAGAAAUACAGCAACUAAGGGAUCAAAUCUCACAAUUGACAAUACAACUAGAUGCCAAAUCUAAGCAAUUGGAAGAAUCUUCUAAUGGAACUAAUAAUAAUCAAUCACAUUCCCAUGAAAAUGAAAAUGAAAAUGAGUUAAAGUCUAAAAUAACGGACUUAGAAUCGAAGCUUAACCAAUCAGAACAGGAAAAGGCCCAUAUUCAAGAUAAUUAUGAGAAUUUAUUAAAUAAAUUAUCAUCAGUUAAGAGUAUAUUUAAUAAAGUAAAACAAUCAGAACAAGCAUUACAAGAGUCACAAGAAACCAUAGAAAGAUUAACCAAAGAGAAUAAGAAAAUAACUAUACUUGAAGAACAAAAUAUUGAAUUAAAUAAUGAAUGUGAUAAAUUAUCAAGUAAUUUAAAUUCUAUUCGAAAAGAAUAUCAAAGUCAAUUAGAUGAUUUACAAGAUGAAAAAUAUAAUUUAGAAAAUUCCAAUUCUAAAUUGAUUAAAAAGAAUAAUGAUUUAAAAUUACAAAUUAAUGAAUUUGAAUUAGUUAGACAAGAAUUAACUUUAGAAAAUAAGAAUAAUUUAAUUAAGAUUGAUGGAUUAUUAGAAGAUAUUAAUCAAUUAAGAGAAGUUGAUAUUAUUAAUUUAAAUAAUAAGAUAUCUAAUUUAGAAAGUAUAAUAAUAUCAAAAGAUCAACAAAUUAAUGAUAAUAAACAAGAAAUUAAUAAAUUAAUUAAUAUAAAUGAAGAACUUAAUAUUACAAUAGAAUCUUUAAAACAUGAUAUACAAUUACAUGAUGAAAAGAUUAAUUUAUUACAAGAAGAAAAUAAAUCUAUAGAAUCAUUAAAAUCGGAAAUUAAUAGUAAACAAUUAUUAAUUGGGAAAUUAAGACAUGAAGCAAUAAUUCUUAAUGAACAUCUUAAAAAAUCUUUGGCUAUGAUAAAUCUUCAAGAUGCAUCAAAUAAAAAUGUUAUAGAUAAAGAAUUAAUAUCAAAUAUUUUAUUAAGUUUCUUAUCAUUCCCUAGAGGUGAUACUAAGAAAUUUGAAGCUUUACAAUUAAUUAGUGCACUUUUAGAAUGGAAUGAAUCUCAACGAAUUACAGGAGGUCUUAGUCAUACUCAGCCAACUAAUAAUAAUAAUAAUACUCAAUCGGCCAAUGGAUCUGCUACGAAGCAACAAAGCUUUGUAUCGUUGUGGACUGAGUAUCUUGAGAAGGAAUCCAGUGGUUGAGUCAACUCAACGAACAAACAAAAGAACAAGAACAAAAGAACAAAACAAAAGAACAAAACAAAAGAAACCUUUGCAUUUUACUAUAUGUAUAUAGUGUUGGAGAUCACUUCAUUCUCCAUAGAACUCUAAUACACAAUACACAGUACACAAUACCCUUACCCGGAGCUAGUAGAAUAUAAUGUAGUAUAAUAUAAUGUAGUAGCAUAUGUAGUAGCAUAUAUAGAGAGAGGGAGAGAGAGUGUGUAUGCGCACUAAGACACUACGCGUGUACAGAUCAAUUCAAAUGUCUG